CGCGCGAGAGCAAGCUGGGGCCCCUUGCUUCUCCACGCCCUCCACCACCGCCUCCCUCUCGCCCCUCCAGCAGCAGAGCCUCGUCGGCCAUGCGGCACUCGCUUCUGCUGCUGAGCCUGGCGCUCCUCGCAGGCGCACAAGACCUGCCGCCCGCCCCACCUCUCCCCUCACCCCCACCAACGCCCAUCCCCCUCCCCGGCGGCGCCGGCGAGAUCGACGAUGCCGGCUGUCGCCUGCUCGGGCCCUUUGCGCUCUUCGUCCAGGCACUCAUGGGCGUCGUAGUCGUCGGCUCGCUCGUGUACAAGCGCACGCGCGAGAAGCCGCGGAGGCCUUGGCGCGUCUGGAUGCUCGACAUCACCAAGCAGAUGCUCGGCCAGGCAUUCGUGCAUUCCCUCAACGUCUUUCUCUCCGACUGGGGCUCUCAUCAAGGCGAAGAGCGCGAGAAUCCAUGCUCUCUCUACGUCCUCAACGUCGCUGUCGAUACGACGCUGGGCGUGUUCUUCAUCUACGUCACGAUGCGCUUCCUCACGCAUCUCCUCACCGACGUGCUUGGCAUUGAAGGUUGCGUCUCGGGCCAAUACACGAGCGCGCCCAUCGUCACUACCGCACCUUCCAUGCCGCCUUCCUCGGGGCGUCCUCGCCUGCCGCGCACGCGCACGCGGCGACGCUACUCUCGCCGCGCCACCCAGCAUGCCCAGCGGCCUCGUCUCGCCUUCUGGGCGCGCCAGCUGGGCAUGUAUCUGCUCGCGCUGCUGCUCAUGAAGCUCGCCGUGCUCGUGCUCUUCGCCCUCUUCCCGUUCCUGAUCACCGCAGGCGGAGCGCUGCUAGACUUGUUCGGCGAACACAAGAAUGCGCAGGUGCUGUUCUCGAUGAGCCUUUUCCCGCUCGUCAUGAACGUGCUGCAGUUCUGGCUCAUCGACACGCUACUACGACAUGAUCCGCACACGAGCAAAUACGUGGGCGAUGCGGAUGAGGAAGAGGCGUUGGGCAAUGAGAGCAGGGCAAGCGAGAGCACCGACUAUCGAGCAAGCACCGACUACAGAGGGAGCACGGACUUCCGCAACAGUACGGACUACGCAGAGGGCACGCUCUAUCGGCAAGGCUCGGCUUCGACAGCGCAUCUCGUAGGCGACGCCAGCGAGAGCGAGGGCGAAGACGAGACGCCCCGAGCUGCCACAACCCCAGCUGGUCGGGCACAAGACGGCGCCGCAGCAGCGGAAGACGGACACGCGUAUCCACCUUCGAUUGGCUCGCGUGGCUCCCGCUCAAGACCCUCUUCCCCACCCGCGCCGCCGCCGGCGAUGCGUGCCUCGGCAUCGUCGCUCGACGACCUGCGCGUGCAGGCAAGCCGCACGCUGAGCGACGAGGGCGAAGAGGAGGCGUGGGAUGCGUGGGACGACGAGACGGACAACACCGGCGCGGCAGGAGGAGGAGGGCCAGGGAAGAAGGCACACGCGAGGGAGAACAGUGCGGGUAGCUUUGGACUUGAGACGCAGACGCAGGGCAGGAAGGAGGUGAAGAGGGACUAGAGGGUCAACACAGAGCUUAUACAACGGGGCGUUGCAAGCGAGCGAGACAGCGUGACGAGACUGAGGCUGCGCUGACGCAAGCGAACGUCGAGUGGGCACCGAUGGCAUUGCGAGGCACCAGGUGUACAAGAAGAAAAUGUGCCUGUCCCGAGCAGCCCGAACC
This is a messenger RNA of Tilletiopsis washingtonensis, 1692 nucleotides long. RefSeq lists its product as hypothetical. Lineage: Eukaryota; Fungi; Basidiomycota; Exobasidiomycetes; Entylomatales. The record is from RefSeq and is a predicted model, not a curated record. The coding region runs from base 90 to 1529 and encodes 479 amino acids. Gene Ontology annotation, cellular component: membrane. The transcript is spliced from 4 exons.